UAACCCUAACCAAGUGUCCUUUGUGCCUAAACAUAACCAGACCUUAACCACAGAACUGUCACAUCAUAAACAGCGAGACAAGAAUAGCUUUAAGCGGGAGAGUUUCGUCAAUCCAGGGUUACCGUCUAGACACGACAGUUUUCGGUUGGUUUUUGUGAUUUCCUGGUGUGACGACACUGACCGUCGACGGGACACCAGGUAACCCGGGGUACCCAAAUCCGAGGAGGAAGAGAUGGAGAGCCCGAAUAACUUUUGUGCUGUGAAUUUAGCAGCUCUGUUGGUCUUCGUGCUGAUAUCAGCCUGUGUCCCGGUCAGCGCGUCAGCUGAACGGACGAAGACGGUGGAGUUCAACGUGAAACCGGGAGGAGUGGUGCACACGUUCAGCCAGGGCAUUCAGGAAUAUGAAUGCUCAUUCACGUACGCCUCACAAGGAGGAACCAAUGAGCAAUGGCUGAUGAGUGUUGGUCUGAGUGAUGACGACAGACUGUUUUCCUGCUCUGUGUGGAGGCCUCAGGGGAAAUCAUACCUGUUUUUCACUCAGUUCAAAGCAGAACUGAAGGGAACCAAAAUCGAAUAUGCCAAUGCAUACUCGCAGACAGCGGCGGCGGGACAGAGUGACGUGCCUUUGAAGCCGGAGGAAUUUACCGUAGGAGAAUCAACAGUGACCCACACAAGCGGAAAGUUCAACGCUCAACUCUCGAAACUGACUGCCAUCGGACGGACACGACACGAUGAGCUGUGAUUGGUCGGGAGUCUGACUUGGCUUUGGUCGUGUUUUGACCAAUCAGAGCACUCGAGGGAGCUCUGACUUGAGCCUGUGCGUCACAGCUCAAUGAAGGAUGGAUUUGGAGUUCUUCCUGAGUAACAACCAAAAAAAUUGAAGUUGGAUGAUGAUAUUGUCUUGGAAACGCUUUGUAUGUCAGUACAUUAAUCACCUGGUAUGUUCUUACAACACCGGAUUUACCCUCAAAAAAAUAGUCCUACUUUAAAUUCUGCCAUAAGAGAAAGUGCUUCCAUACAGUAGUUGAUUCUGAAGCUAUAAGACUUACAGAGAAUAAAUCUGUUCUGAUCCACUGGUGAUGUAGUGAAUGUAUAUAGAGGAUUGGAGACUGGGGGCUUAUAGAGUAUAGAUAACAUAUUUAGAGUAGGGAGGGAUUUAUCCAUCUUGUGUAAUCCCCAAUAUCAUCGCACACACAUAAACAAUUACAUGUUCCUCAAUCUCUCUCCCUGUUCUGAGCCGCUGUUGAGGAGAAAAACCUCGGUCUGUUUCUUCAUCUUUCUGUUUAUCUUCAUCUGCUCCAGAUAACUAUAAGCAGCGCAUUUGAUCCCCCCCCCCCUCGCCCUCGAUCAUCAAUGAGUACUACUUGUGAUAGGUUUUUGUUAUGUAUUUGGCCAGAAGGGAUACUUGUAAUACAGCAGAUAGCAGCUUCAUAACAUGGUAUUAAGAGAAAGAUAUACACAUGAUGACUGUAUUUUUGCAAUUUUUUUGAUAAAUCUUAAACAGUGUAAAUGUGAAUUCAUUGUAAAAUUCCCAAGUUUAGAAAAUAUGACAAAGUAAUGGGAAUAAAUGUUUUUUAUUUUAGUGAAAAUUACCUAAAUUGUGAUCAUUUUAAUUAGACACGAGUAGCAGGUGCUGCACCUAUCCCUUAUUUGUAAUAUUCUCCUUUCUAAUUUUAAAGUAUUUCAAUGACUUCACGCUAACGUUGUUUGAGCUUUAACCCAAAAAUACUCAAAUAUAGAGUGCGCACACACAUUUGGCUGGUAUAGAUGCCAUCACGUAUUCCUGAGCCCUUAUUGAACCCUUUGCUUUCAUCCUUCAGUGCCACAUGUGUGGAUCAGCGAGGAUCCUGCGCAGGUUUCUGAAGUACAUCAUUAUUACGCGUCCUGCUCGUCUCCCCGCUGUCUCUGCUCUCUUAUGUAGCGAGUAGGAUUGCCUUUAUCUUCCUGACAUUGAUCCAGCCCUCUUUAGAUCCGCACAAGUGUCCACAGGACGAGUUCUGGUGGAUUGAUUUCAGAUUUGAGGAUUUUGCUGAUUUGUUUCUGUGGUGGGAUUACUUGUGAGACUCGUACCUUUGUUUGGGUCUGGGUUCGGUUUCUCUCAUCUGUCUAGAGGUGAUCGUCAUGGCUCGAGGAAAUGCUCAGCAGGGACGUCUGUGUCCCUUUUGUCACCGACGAAGCUCCCUCUGGGGUCACACAACAGGAAAUAACCACGUCCAGAUGCUGAGCCAGAAUAGAAAAAAAACACACAAGAUGUUACUUAUUUUCUUUUCUUUUUUUUUUUUUCUACUUUCUUGAUGGUUUCUGAUUCAUGAUGAUACGUGAUGGAUGUUUCAAUAAAGACGCGUUGUCAGUGUUCUGGAGAUAA
Thunnus maccoyii (southern bluefin tuna) is the source of this 2365-nucleotide messenger RNA. RefSeq names its product myeloid-derived growth factor (gene mydgf). NCBI's taxonomy places the organism in Eukaryota, Metazoa, Chordata, Actinopteri, Scombriformes, Scombridae. The coding region runs from base 233 to 742 and encodes 169 amino acids. The record is from RefSeq and is a predicted model, not a curated record. The transcript has 6 exons. Gene Ontology annotation, biological process: positive regulation of angiogenesis; positive regulation of endothelial cell proliferation.